This is a messenger RNA of Triticum turgidum subsp. durum (durum wheat), 1434 nucleotides long. The record is from the annotation of a GenBank genome assembly. NCBI's taxonomy places the organism in Eukaryota, Viridiplantae, Streptophyta, Magnoliopsida, Poales, Poaceae.
AUGAAGCUUUGCAAGAAGGGGUGUCCCGGGUGCAGGCUGGAUGAGAUCAACAAGACCAAGACCGGCAUCCCCUACCUCAACUUCUGCUACAUCUGGAUCGUCUGCCUCUGCUCUACACUACCAAUUCAUUCAUUGUUCCCCUAUCUAUACUUUAUGAUUAGAGACUUGAAAGUCGCAAAGCAAGAACAAGAUAUCGGGUUCUAUGCUGGUUUUGUCGGGGCUACUUACUUCCUUGCAAGAACUAUUAGUGCUGUGCCAUGGGGCAUGUUUGCUGACAAAUAUGGGAGGAAGCCUUGCAUUGUGAUCAGUAUCCUCUCAGUGAUCAUAUUUAACACCCUGUUCGGCCUUAGCACGACUUACUGGAUGGCAAUUGUAACUAGGGGGCUACUUGGGUUACUUUGUGGUAUACUAGGACCAAUCAAGGCCUAUGCUUCGGAAGUCUGCAGGAUAGAGCACCAAACUCUUGGAAUUUCUCUGGUUACAUCUUCGCGAGCAAUAGCUUUUGUUAUUGGACCAGCCAUCGGAGGAUUUCUUUCCGAGCCUGCAAAGAAGUAUCCCAAUAUUUUUUCGGAGAAAUCCAUAUUUGGAAGGUUUCCAUACUUCCUCCCUUGCUUCCUUAUAUCAGUUCUAGCAGCAGGAGCAUGUGUUGCGUGCAUUUGGCUUCCGGAAACUUUGCACAUGCACCAUGAUGACAAUGUAGAAGCCAUUGAUACAAUGGAGGCACAAGUUGUUGAUCCAAACUUAGUAAAUGUGAAAGGUAUACAAUGUAGAUCAGGGAGAUUCACAUCUACAAUGAGCCUGUUAAAGAACUGGCAAUUGAUGUCAGCAAUUACCCUCUACUGUGUGUUUUCUCUCUAUGAUACCGCUUAUAUCGAGAUAUUUUCACUGUGGGCUGUGAGCAGCAGAAAAUACCGGGGACUAAAUUUUACAUCUGAGGAUGUUGGUACUGUGCUAGCUAUCUCGGGUAUUGGUAUUUUUGUAUAUCAACUCGUGAUUUAUCCAUUCCUUGCCAAGUAUGCCGGGUUAAUCAAGCCAUUCCGUUCUGCAGCGGUAUUAUCUAUACUACUUGUUGCAACAUAUCCAUUCAUAGCCAACCUAUAUGGUGUGGAGCUCAAAGUACUCAUCAAUAUAGCUUCGCUUCUAAAAAAUAUGUUUGCAGCAACGAUUACGACUGCGUGCAAUAUUCUGCAGAACACUGUGGUGAGGCAAGAACAAAGGGGUGUUGCAAAUGGUAUCAGUGUUACUUUGAUGUCAAUCUUCAAAGCAGUAGGUCCAGCAGCAGCAGGAGUUCUGUUUUCAUGGGCUCAGAAGAACACAACGGGGUUGUUCUUACCAGGUGACCAGAUCCUUUUCAUCUUCUUGAAUAUGGUGGCAAUAAUCGGACUCUUGAUGACGUUCAAGCCAUUUUUUUCACUGCCGAGUGCGACAAAAUAA